Messenger RNA from Orbilia oligospora ATCC 24927, 300 nucleotides. RefSeq lists its product as uncharacterized. Bases 1 to 300 code for a protein of 99 amino acids. NCBI's taxonomy places the organism in Eukaryota, Fungi, Ascomycota, Orbiliomycetes, Orbiliales, Orbiliaceae. The transcript has a single exon. The record is from RefSeq and is a predicted model, not a curated record.
AUGUCGCUCCUCCGUCGUCCUCCCACAAAAAUUCUUCUCACAGCUGAGGAAGUACGCCACUCCCUCGAACAAGCUGCAAAGGAGGAAGAGCUUCGCAACCUGGAGAACGAACGUUUGCGCCAACUCGAAGAGCAUAAACAUAAACAAAUGCAAGCGGUUCAACAACAGCAACAGGCUUCUGAGAGCAAGAAGUCUACCAGGACACGUUCACGCGACGAUCGUAUCGGUGUGGGGUCUUCACGGGCAGUCGGUGGUGCUGGGCCGGGUAGAAUGACAGAACAUACGAGGAAUGUCAGAUAG